Messenger RNA from Monodelphis domestica (gray short-tailed opossum), 732 nucleotides. RefSeq names its product zinc finger protein 350-like. The record is from RefSeq and is a predicted model, not a curated record. NCBI's taxonomy places the organism in Eukaryota, Metazoa, Chordata, Mammalia, Didelphimorphia, Didelphidae. Gene Ontology annotation, biological process: regulation of DNA-templated transcription.
AAGGGGGAGGAGUGCAGAGUACGAGGGCCAGCUGGGCGGGGCAAUCUAUCUCUGCAAUAGGCGGAGCAGAGGCCUCCCGGAACCCGGAAGUUACGAUGGUACCCCGUGCCCCGCCCUUCCGUACUUCCAAAGCUUUUCCCGCCGCGGCUCCAUACCUUGCUGUGGAGCUCCAUCCGUCCCGCGCCUCCAGCCUCGUUUAGAGACAAGAAGUAAAGUGGCUGCUGGAGAAGGAGCCGGAGUUUGAAGCAGCAACGAGGCCUGGAAAAGAUGGAGGAGCUUCACCAGAGGGACUCACUGGGGCUAAGUUACUGCCUCUACAGGGAGCCUGAAGUGCCAGGGAUGGCCUUGGAGAGGGACAGACUCCCAGCCCAGGAGGUGGUGACGUUCAAGGAUGUGGCUGUGGAUUUCACUCGGGAGGAGUGGUGCCUCCUUUCCCCUCCCCAGAAGGGGCUGUACAAGGAGGUGAUGCUGGAGAAUACCCGGAACCUGCUCUCUGUGGGGCUUUUAGCUCUCCCAGAAAAAGUGAUCUCUUAUUUGGAGCAGAUGGAUGUCCCAUGGAUGCUGGACCAAGAAGGUCUGAGGAUCUGGUACCCAGCUCCCUUCAGGGGAUCAGUCUGUGAUCCUUUCAAGAAGUCAGUGUUUGGGACUGAAGGGCCUUGAAGUCUUCUGCAGGUUCCAGAAGGACGGAGCUUAUCCUCUCUAGCCUCAUUAGUAUCCAGAAACAUGUAUGAG